CGUUCAUCCACCUCGCGCGCUCCCUCGUCGAGCAAACACCGCCGUCGCACAACCUCUCGAGCACCUCUUGGGCCAGCAGGCCGGCCGUAACCUCGUCAGCAGAGCCGACGCACCCCACUUGAUCAGCGUCCCUCGGCUCCAGUCCAUCCUUGUCGCUCCUCGACCAUGGUCCGACCCGUCUUCUUCCUCCUCGCCGCCGCUUCCAGCCUUGUGGUCUCUGCGCAGACGUACGGCAAGGGCUUCACCGGCAAGAAGGUCCUGUCGGCCUACUUCCCGUCUUAUCAAAUGUCGCCGGCGGACGUUCCCUACAACAAGUACACGCACUUGGACUAUUUCGUCUUCACGACUACGCCGAGCGCGUCGACGAUUUCGCAAGCCGGCAUCGACGACUCGCUCAUUCGCGACUUUGUCACUCGUGCUCAUGCCGCAGGAGUGACAGUCUCGUACACUGUCGGGGGGUGGACCGGCUCGCAGUACUUCUCGACGCACGUCGCCACCGCCACGUCUCGAAACACGUUUGCUCGCACGCUCGUCGCCGUCAUGCAGCAGUACGGCUUUGACGGCAUCGACAUUGACUGGGAGUUCAUGAAUACGCCGACCGACCAGGGGAACAUCUUCAGCCCGUCCGACGCCGCCAACCUCCUGCUCUUCCUCCAGACCCUGCGCUCAGUCGCCGGCAUCAACACGCGCCUGUCGAUGGCGGUCCCGGUCAGCGGCGUCGUCGGCGCGUCGGGCGAGAUCCUCGCCGACAUGAAGCCCUUUGCCGCUCAGCUCGACUACCUGACUAUAAUGUCGUACGAUAUCACGGGCACCUGGAACGGCUACACGGGCCCAAACUCGCCAUGGUCUGCCGGUUGCGCGCCGGCCGGGAACCCCUACUCGGUCUACAGCGGUAUCUCGUUGUACCUCAAGGCCGGCUUCUCGGGCAGCCACAUCCUCGUCGGCCUGCCCAUGUAUGCGUACGGCUACUACGUCAAGCAGCCCUACACGCUCAAGACGUGCCCUGACGGCACGACGACGAUCGCGUACCAGUUUGCGACGAGCGGCUCGACGUGCGGGAGCUACAUCGGCAACAACGGGCAGUACCUGUACAAGGACCUUGUGCCCAAGUUCAAGCCGUCGUCGGGCUUCCGCAAGAUCCAGGAGGUCAGCUACGCGCACACGUGGACGCUCUACAACCCGACGACGAGCGAGUUCAUCUCGACCGACGCACCGGGCACUAUCUGGUACAAGGCGCGCCAGGCGUUCCGCUCCCGAGUCGGCGGCGUCAACUUCUUCGACUGCUCGGGCGACACGAGCGACGGCAGCCUGGCGCAGGCCGCCCGGUACGGCCUCAUGAUCGACUCGGGCGGGCGGGCGAGAAGAGCAGGGUCGCGAGUGUGAACGAGCCGAAGCUGGACGAAGGACUCUUUUCGAAUUUCCAGGAGACGAGGACUUGAGCAGGACUUUUGACGUAGCUCGGCGCAGGCGCUGCAGUACGAUGUGCGUCGUU
Rhodotorula graminis WP1 is the source of this 1492-nucleotide messenger RNA. Its product is annotated as glycoside hydrolase family 18 protein. Gene Ontology annotation, biological process: chitin catabolic process; carbohydrate metabolic process. Lineage: Eukaryota; Fungi; Basidiomycota; Microbotryomycetes; Sporidiobolales; Sporidiobolaceae. The transcript has 9 exons. Gene Ontology annotation, molecular function: chitinase activity; chitin binding. The record is from RefSeq and is a predicted model, not a curated record. Bases 166 to 1383 code for a protein of 405 amino acids. Gene Ontology annotation, cellular component: extracellular region.